Messenger RNA from Cavia porcellus (domestic guinea pig), 2905 nucleotides. It is a transcript of the gene Pla2g5, whose product is annotated as phospholipase A2 group V. NCBI's taxonomy places the organism in Eukaryota, Metazoa, Chordata, Mammalia, Rodentia, Caviidae. The record is from RefSeq and is a predicted model, not a curated record. Gene Ontology annotation, molecular function: calcium ion binding; phospholipid binding. The transcript is spliced from 5 exons. The coding region runs from base 1371 to 1787 and encodes 138 amino acids. Gene Ontology annotation, biological process: phospholipid metabolic process; negative regulation of T cell proliferation; lipid catabolic process.
GGAGAAAUAGUGAUAGCAGAGAGGAUUCGCCCAAAGCACUGGUCACUGCUGGACGGUGUGUGCAUGUCUUCAGUGCCUUCAUGGCGUUUGUCCCAUGCCCAGUGUGUGCUGGACACUAGGUUGAUGUUUUUUUGCACUGAAUUGAGUUCACAGGGCCCCUCAGGGAGCUCAGUGUUUAGGUCCCAAGGAGAGAGGUACUCACCGGGUCCACAGGAGGGCUCCUCUCUGAUGCUGCCAGGACAGGAGGAGGGAGACAGAGUCAGCAGUGAAAAGAGGCUGAAGUUCACCCCCAAAUCUUCCCAGAAAGAUAUGGGGUGGGGGGCUGGGGAAAAGGGAACUGGAGAAUGGAGAAUAGUAAUAGUCCCUGUGUCCUGUGAGGAGCCCACAAGAGGUUAGUGAUCACUUCUUUAUUAGCAUUGUUCUUCAUUUACUACUGGUCUAAGUGUUACGCAUGCACUAAUUCAUUGAAUGCUAACAACUCAGAGGCAGGCAAAUUACUUAAAGUGAUGAAUUAGUAGUGGGGGAGCCAGAAUUUGAACCCGGGACUUAGGCCUGUGAUGUUACCCACUGAGGCACAUGUUUCUCUAACCUAUGUUAUUACAUAUGCUUUAGUUUCUUACCAGGAUCUUCUCACCACACUAGAGAGAAGAGGAUCUUCUUUCCGUGUUUUAUGUGGGAAAACAGAGAUGUGUAGUGACUUGUCCAGGGUCACAAAGCUACUGAGUUGCUGAGCUGGAACGACAACUUGCAUCUCUCUACCCACAAGCUUAAUGGUUUCCCAAUUCAUUAGUGACCUAGACCAGAAAGACCAGCUAGACAUGGGGAGGUAACAUGUCACAGUAUCUCCAGAGAGGGUUUUAUACGUUUAAGAAAGUUAGAGCUGGUAGCUUAGGAAAAGCAGGAAGAGGAUGAGGGUGGCGGGUGCUGCCUGGCUCCCACGGCUGCCCUUGGGUUGAGGCUGGGAGACACAGAAUGAAACAGAAGCAGGCACCGAGAGCUGGAAAACCACAGGAGCCAGGGCAGAGGGACUCCUCCAGGACCUGCUGUGGAGCAGGAAGAGGAUUCUAGACCUCUGUCCCUGGGGAAGAGCCCUGGACCAUGCGUGGCUCAAGCCAGACUCUCCUGGGUGUCUGUCCUGACAGGCACAGGACUGUGACCUGCUACAAGAAAUAGCUGCUUCUGAAUACCGGGGCUGAAAAUCCCCAGGGGUCUAGGGAGCUGGGGGAGUAGUUUCCUAUGCCAGUUGCCAGGAAUCUUGGAGCCGCUCCUGGCAGGAGUGUGGGAGGCGGACACAGUCACUUAAAACCAGGCUGGCCGGCCACUGCCUCUUCCCAGGCCUGAGGACCCAGAGGGCUCAUUGAGCCCCAGAGAUGAAAGGCUUCCUCACAUUGGCUUGGCUCCUGGCUUACAGUGUGUCUGUCGUGACAGGGGGCUUGCUCGAACUGAAGUCCAUGAUCGAGGAGGUGACUGGAAAGAAUGCCCUGAUGGACUAUGGUUUCUAUGGCUGCUACUGUGGCCUGGGUGGCCACGGGGUCCCCAAGGAUCCCACUGAUUGGUGCUGUUGGAUGCAUGACCGUUGCUAUGGGAAGCUGGAGGAAGAAGGCUGUGACAUCCGAGCACAGUACUACACCUACCGAGUCAGACGGGGCCUGGUCACCUGCGACAUCGGGUCUCUGUGCCCAAUGCAGCUCUGCUCCUGUGACCAGAAGCUUGCCUAUUGCCUGAAGAGAAACCUGUGGAGCUACAACCCUAAUUACCAGUAUUUUCCCAACAUCUUCUGCUAUUAGUCUCCCUCAGUGAGCACUCACACACAGUGCCACCAUGGCAACUGCGGCCAUGCUCUGCUACACCCUGUAGGAUGCUCAGGCCCCAUUCUUUCUCCGAGUUCCAUUGGCCAGAAGAAGCCCCACUGCCAUGUGUCACUCUCUGGAGAAUCCCAAGAGAGUAACUCUGACCUAGGAUUUGGCAAGAUCCCAGGGACUCUGGGACUGCACUUUUGUGGUCAGCCUCUCAGGAGCCAGGCAGGGACAAAUUUCAUUUUCAGUUUCAGCAGUGAGAUUAUCACCACUCCCCUCCAGGGAAUUUUUCACUCAAGUAGAAGCAAAAUUGACUCCAUAAAUCUGCCACAUAGAUAUUAAAUAAAAUUCAUGCUCAAAGCUAAUAAAAACCACACAGCUACUUUCUCUGCUGUGGGGGUUUGCCCGGGGCUUUUUCUGCAGAGAGAGAAACCCUAAGCCCACAGUUAGUUGCAUUCACUCAGAGGGACAGUGACUAACAGAGGGAGGAUUUGAGGGAUGAGCUUCAGGCCUUCUCUUGAGCUCAUUUCCUUGAACCUCGGGUCCUCCAGGCCAAACACUGGUGGUCUCGCCUUUCCUCAGGAAGGUACGGGGAAGGUGACUGCAAGUCCUGCCAGCUUGGGUUUCUAGGCCAGAGAGGGCAACAUCGAAUCCCAGAUGGCUUCUCCUGUGCUGCAGUUUUGGCUCCAUCACUGAACUUCUCUGACUUUCAAUCUCUUUGAAAAAGACACUGUUCCUUGUAAGGGAAAGUGAGACUUCUAACAUCCGCCUUGACGUGGGUACAGGGGAUGCUGAGGUUCUGGGAUUUCAUUACACAAGAACUUUUUCUUAAAUCUAGGGUUCAACUGUGGGGUUUAUUUUUACCAAGUAAGGACACUUAAAUACCCAACUCAUCUAUCAGCUUACAAAAGGAAGGGCGUUCUGAUACCAAGACUACAGGCAGAAAGGUCAUAUUCCAAAACAAAAGAGAAUCCUUUCCAAGAAAGGAUAUUUGGCUUCUUUACGCUGACAAACCUAAAAAUAACUCCUAUGAUAAAUGGGAUCUAUACUUAAAAGCCUUCAGCAUUGAACAUUUUCUAAAUAAAAUUUAAUUAUGAGAUUACCCUGAA